Aspergillus sclerotioniger CBS 115572 is the source of this 792-nucleotide messenger RNA. RefSeq lists its product as uncharacterized. The coding region runs from base 1 to 792 and encodes 263 amino acids. Gene Ontology annotation, biological process: protein phosphorylation. Lineage: Eukaryota; Fungi; Ascomycota; Eurotiomycetes; Eurotiales; Aspergillaceae. The transcript has a single exon. The record is from RefSeq and is a predicted model, not a curated record. Gene Ontology annotation, molecular function: ATP binding; protein kinase activity.
AUGGAAAUCAUCAAAGGAAACGAAGCCUUCGAACGAAUCAACGACGAGAUGAAAUUCUCCUACGUGAAAUACUUCAUCCAACAAAACGGCACCCUCUACCACGGCAAAUGGAAAAACCGCUCCCAGCGACCCAUGACACUCUCCGAGCUCGACGACGUCCAGGAAAUCCAGACUUUAGACCGAGGCCCCGCUAUCAACAACACUUGGUCAACGAUCUAUAUCAAACAACCCAGUCUACUCUCCUACGCCGACAGGUGUGAUCUAUCACAACGAAUCCAUCGAGAAGUCACGGUUUGUGAAAUCCUCCGGAACAACCCGCACCCGAAUAUAGCGGUGUAUUAUGGAUGUCAGGAGACACGGGGGAGGGUGUCGGGGUUGUGUUUUAAACGGUAUACGGAGACGUUGUUGGAGAGGGUUAACCCGCAACAUUUGAAUAAGGAGGGGUUUCGGCGCAGUGGAAGAGAAUUGGUUGAUGAGAUGGUUCGGGCGGGGUUGGAUGGGGUUCGGGAGGGGAUUAAGCAUCUGCAUUCGUUGGGGUGGGUGCAUAAUGAUAUUAAUCCGGCGAAUGUUAUGUUUGAUGGGGGUGGGGGUGGGGAUGGGAGGGUGGUGAUUGUUGAUUUUGAUAGUUGUCGGAGGGUUGGGGAGUGCUUGCGGGGGACGGAGACGAAGAGGACGCAUCAGUGGCAUAAUCCGGGGGUGGAGAGGGCGGUGGAGAAGAAUGAUUUGGAUGCGUGGGAGGAGUUGAGGAUUUGGUUGGUGGGAGAGGUGGAUGAGGGGUUUUUGUUUGGGUAG